Saccostrea cuccullata (small rock oyster) is the source of this 1407-nucleotide messenger RNA. RefSeq lists its product as uncharacterized. Lineage: Eukaryota; Metazoa; Mollusca; Bivalvia; Ostreida; Ostreidae. The record is from RefSeq and is a predicted model, not a curated record. The transcript has a single exon. Bases 267 to 962 code for a protein of 231 amino acids.
UACACUCGGAACCCAACCCAUAUAAGCGACUGUUCACGUGUGGAUAUCAUCUUUUUUCUUGAGCGAGCAUAACAUACGCACGUUUGUAUUCGUGUUGGGUUUUACAUUUAUUGUUUUAAGUCUAUACGUCUCUAGGACGAAGUCCAGAGAAAAAAUAAUAAAGUGACUUAACUGUUUGUAUUCUUACCAAGAACGCUGUUCUGGUCUUUUUACUUUUAGGUGUUUUUUCUAAUACCUGUUGUAAACAUGUGUUUUUGUCUUUAAAUAUGUCGGAUUUGGACGACAGAGACGAUGUCCUGUCGCUGGGGGGAAACAGUGACGAAGAGAUUUUUGAUAAUGAAACUGAAAAAAUGCAGACUAGGUCUGAUAAACAGUCACAGUGUAAAACACGUGGCAAUAAAAAGAGAAAGUCGGCCAUAGAGCCCUGUGUAAACACAACCAUCACCGUUAAACCGUCUAAACAAAGACGUAUCACGAAAAAAUCAACAGGAAAUGAUACCUGUUUAGACAUAAACGAAUUAAAAUCUGCAUUAGGAAUUGAUACUAUUUUGCAAUCAAUUUCUACUCUUUCCGAGUCUGUUAAGAAAAUGUCAGAUGUAAAUGUAGGUCAAAAUUGGCAAAGUAUGGCGUCCAAUACGGGACAUGAAACGGUUACUACUGGUCUUCCCAGUGCAACUGCAUCUAGACCUAUUUUAAGCUUAGAUCAAGGUGAAUCAAAUUUUUUUGACAAUGAAGAGACUUUGAAUGAUUUCAAUUUGAGCUAUUUAGAUGCUCCCCCUAGCCCUUCAUUGCCCGGAAUAGAUCCUCAAGUUGCUUUUCAAAAUGCUUUUGAGUCGGUUGAUAUUGAGAAACCUUUAGAUGAUGAUUCAUCAUGGAAUAUUCCACAGCUAAAUCCAGAUGACGUUACCGGCCCUAAAAUUGGGUCUGGUCUAGCCAAAGCAGUUAACGCUGCUCUCUCGUAAAAUCUUCAAAAGAAACCAUGAAUGAUAUUGGUAAAAAAUAUAAUAGACCAGAAAAUUGCACUUUGUUGAAAGUUCCACGGGUAAACAAGGAAAUAUGGGAUGUUCUCGGAAAACAAGCUCAUUCUUCUGAUUUGUCUUUUCAAGAGAUAUAGAAGUCUCUGGCCCAGGGUUUAGUACCUAUUGUCAAUUUAGCAGAUCAAUUUGCAAAUAAUAAAGAAAUCGACAAUCAAAAAACAAAAGCCAUGUUAUCUGAUUCAAUCAGUCUUCUUGGUUAUGGGUUUUACAAUUUGUCAAUGAAAAGACGACAUGAGAUCAGAAAUCACUUGAAUCCUAGGUACAGGAAGAUAUGUAGUUCUGAUGUCCCUAUUUCUGAAAAUCUGUUUGGUGAUAGUUGUAUGUCAAAGCUUAAAGACAUGGGUGACAUAAAUAAGUAUCCCCUUAGCUC